AUCACUUGUGUUUAGUAAGGAGGCAAGCACUUGUUUGUCAUUCUAUCGUUGUGUUACCAUUACAAAUUAAGUUAUAAUUUGAUCAGUUUUUCGGUUAUUGCCAAAUAAAUUGUCCACGUUCGCGAGGAUGCAUGGGAGAAGUCAAAAGUCUUUGGCGGACGACAUGGCCUCGCCGCCAUACAGCAAGGAGGUGCUGAUUGGCAACUGGGCUGAGCGUCGUUACGCCGUUGAGGAGCAAAGCAACGCCAUCCUGCCAGGACUCCGGGUUAGUGGCUGCGAGCGCCAUCGAUCACUCACCCAGGACACGUACACGGAGGCACCUUUUGUUCAGGCCGAAACGGUACCCUUUUUCGUAAUGCAGCGCAAGCUGGCUUACGAUAACUUUAUGAGAAACACACGGUCGUGCUUGAACCUUGUAGAUCACGAAUUACUGAAUCGAAACUUUACUUCAAGCAACACCCUUGAGUUCCAGGAGCUGCCUCGACUUCGUAUUGUGCAAGCCAAUAUGGAGAGUGACAAGAGCGGUCCUCCAAAGCGCCCAACGGAGGUAGACAGACUGCAGGCCUUCGGAAAUCUUACGAGGACUCACAACUAUCCCAUGCGGUUCAAGUGCGAUAAACUUCUAGGCGAAAUCAGCAAUAUGCAGACAACCUAUUCGGCCUGCUUCAACCGCCCAUGGAAAAGUAAGCCCAUCUUCGAAUAUGGCCCAGACUACGACGGUGUCGUCAAAUUCGAUUUGGCGUGCUAGUAAAAGAAAUUAAUGUGUACUUAAAAGAAACUCGAUCGUUUAUAUUACAAGAUUCAAUUUAUUUUAAAUCAUUUUCUUGUAUAAUCAUA
Molecule: messenger RNA, 837 nt
Organism: Drosophila gunungcola (fruit fly)
Lineage: Eukaryota; Metazoa; Arthropoda; Insecta; Diptera; Drosophilidae
Exons: 1
Coding region: 128-748 (206 amino acids)
Source: RefSeq, a predicted model, not a curated record